AUGGCUCCCUGGUCCAGUCGUCGUGGGUCCCAACCCAGCAACCACUCCUCCAGUGACCUCAUCAGUCGCAUUCACCACUCCGCCCUGAAUACAUCCGCGACGCUGUCCCCAUCCCUCGGCAGCCGCUUCGACAUCUCCAAUGCCCACGCCGAUUCCAGCGAUUCCGACGCCGACUUCCACGCCGAACACUCGCGCCUCAAGGCCCGCCGUCCGCAACACUCGCGCUCUAUGAGCCAGCCCUUUCCCUCGCUCUUCAGCGGCAAGAAGAAGAAGAGGCAGAGCUCCGUCGGCGGGCUGCCGCCCGACCUGGGCUUCGUCGACGAUGACGCCGUUCUGCCGCCGCCGCCGCGACCGACCACCAAGACGCACACCCGUGGAGGCCCCGCUGGGAGCAAGGACUUCGCGACUGGGAACUGCAUGACGUGCGGGUCGCUCGUGCGGUGGCCGAGGGACCUCAAGGUCUUCAAGUGCACCAUUUGUAUGACCGUCAAUGACUUGGAACGGCAGACCGCCGAUAGUCAAGGGAGUGGAGGGUCGAGAUGGCGCCGUGAUGCGUCCCAGGGUCCGUCGAACGGCGCCCAACCAGCUCCAUCACGAGUUCAAUACAUUUCGGUCGAACAUACGAGAAGACUGGUCCAUCAAUGCAUCCAUUCACACUUGACCAGGAAACUUGGCUCCACGCCGGCACGUGCCCCCGAGAACCCGACCGCUCCACGAAACAUGCUCUCUUUUGGCAGCCGAAUACAAGCCAAUGACCAUGGGCUCAGACCUUCAGAUGCAGGCCAAAACGGUGUCACGUACGGCACAUCGCCUUCCAUACAUAUAUCUCAGCACUUAUUCGACGAAGAGCCAACCCUGCGAGCCAACCCUUUGCGCAUGAAUUCGGAGCCUGUGAGACGACCGCACUCGACGUCAUACCCGGAAAGACCUUUGGUACAAUAUGGAUCAUUCGAUGACAAGCCGAGAGCACACCAGAGAUCACUCUCGAGGAGUCCCGACGACGGCCCUAAGAGGAUCUUCAAGCCACUGGAGGAUUACAUAAUUGCCUGUUUCGGUACAUUCGAGUGUGUUAAUUCGUCCUUUAUGGCUCAUCAUCUUCGACACACUUCGAGGGUAGGAAGCGAACCGGUUCGAAGGAAACCGGUUCCAUCUGUUCCACCGGUUCCACAGCGUGAACCACCUCGAGUCCCCCAAGAUGUACAUGAAUCUCGAGAGCCGCGCGACCAGCGAGAACAACCCAAUCCAGAUGCUGUAGCGUGGGAUCUUGACCCCAAGCUACUGCUUCUGGGUGAUUUUGCCGAGAAUGGUACUUGGUGGACUGGCGGGCAGGAAGAAGUCGCGCCUCCUAUAAAGACACCACCAAUUCGCAGCGAAACUGGUCCUGUUAAGCCAUCUGUCAGCACCAGGUCUCCUCAGAUUAACUGGAGUGACGUAAUCAGCUGGUAUUCCGUGGUCACCAAUGUUGCAGAAGGGUGGUUUAAUGUUUACGAGGAGCUGUCUCGAGGAGAGGACUUCAAAGGCUCAACCGACCAAGAACUGCAGAUGGUUGAGCGCGACUUGUUGCACGCGCAGGACCAUUGCCGAAGGGUUUUACUCAAGGCAACGGAACUGCUCCUUAAGCGACCAGGACGACCCUUGAAAGACGCAGCGGAUUUGCGCUUCCUCCUUAUUAUUCUGGAAAACCCCCUCCUACAUCGAGAUCAUCAACACUUCCGCGGAGUACUUCAACUUGACACCGAGUCCUCUGCCGCAGAGAAGGAAGCCUCCCAGUCAAAGAAAUCCACUAAGCCGGAAUCCGGCCCCUUAUCUGGCCAACACUCAGGAAUCAUCAAGCGCAUCCUCGGCUUGAUGUCGAACUCGUCAAUCGAGUGCCACAACCAACUGAUUACCUGGUUUGCAAAGUAUCAAUUGGCACGCUUUGCGAAGACCAAAGAGUUGGCAUCGGAUUUUCUCACAUACCGUCUGUUGCGUCAAAGUGAGAAGAAACCAGAAGUUGUCAAGGUGGACAUAACUGCUGGUCUUGUCCCACAGAUGCAAGAGGGUCGGUCAGGGGCAUACCUAUAUGACGAAAUUGGCCCAACAAGCUCGUCAAAGAAGCCCAAGGAAUCUGUCAAGAAGAUUGCGUAUAGUGAAGACUGGCAGAUCAAGGCGUCGUCUCGGCUCCUGGCAUUGCUGUUCGCGGCAAACAAUCUGCCUCAUGUGCGACGUGGAGACGAGGGGUCGUCGAGCGCCAAUGAUAAUCUUGGUGCCGUUCGAGAUGGGGUUUAUGCCCAGGGGCAGAUGCUUCCAACGAGCGAUUUCUACAACUCGAUGAUCGACUACGCUGACCUCGUGGCUGACUUUGAGAACUGGGAGGCAAGGAGGGGCAAGUUCUCCUUCUGCCAAUACCCCUUCCUUUUGAGCAUCUGGGCCAAGAACCGUAUCCUGGAGUAUGAUGCUCGUCGUCAGAUGCAGAGCAAAGCACGUGAUGCUUUCUUUGACAGUAUCAUGAGUCGUAGAAGUGUCAACCAGUUUCUGGUGCUCGACGUGCGACGAGAUUGCUUGGUUGAUGACAGUCUCCAGGCUGUGAGUGAAGUUAUAGGCAGCGGUAGUGAGGACAUCAAGAAAGGACUUCGUAUCGUCUUCAAGGGCGAAGAGGGUGUAGAUGCUGGCGGUUUGCGAAAGGAAUGGUUCCUCCUCCUCGUCAGAGAGGUUUUCAAUCCCGAUCAUGGGAUGUUUCUGUAUGACGAGGACUCGCAGUACUGUUACUUCAACCCGAACGCAUUCGAGACCUCGGAUCAAUUCUUCUUGGUUGGUGUAGUCAUGGGAUUGGCCAUUUACAACUCAACCAUUCUCGAUGUGGCUCUCCCACCAUUUGCCUUCCGCAAGCUCAUUGCGUCUGCCCCUACGCAUGGCACGGGCGCAUCCGCCCAUCCUAGGCCAGCGAUGCGCUAUAACCUCGAAGAUCUGGCCGAAUACCGUCCAAGAUUGGCUCGUGGGUUACGACAACUAUUGGAAUUCGAGGGAGAUGUAGAGGUAACCUUUUGUCUCGACUUUGUCAUUGAAACGGAAAAGUACGGCACCAAUGUCCAAAUUCCCCUCUGCCCUGGGGGUGAGCGCAUACCGGUAACGAAUAGCAAUCGACGAGAGUACGUGGACCUUUACACGAGGUACAUUCUUGAUGUUGCUGUGACGCGACAAUUCGAGCCGUUCAAACGGGGAUUCUACACCGUUUGCGGAGGCAAUGCACUGUCUCUGUUCCGGCCCGAGGAGAUUGAACUCCUUGUACGAGGCUCCGACGAAGAACUCGACAUCACCUCUCUGCGAGGUGUAGCCGAGUAUGAUAACUGGGGUAGCAAGAACCCAGAUGGUUCUGAACCUGUUAUCAGUUGGUUCUGGGAGACAUUCCAGGCCGCUACCCCCGAGGACCAGCGAAAGCUGCUCCUUUUCAUCACUGGCAGCGACCGAAUCCCUGCCAUGGGUACCGCACUCUUGCCUAUCAAGAUCUCCUGCCUUGGGGAUGACACGACCAGGUUUCCUAUGGCUAGAACGUGUUUUAAUUUCUUGUCUCUGUCGCGAUAUGAGUCCAAGGAGAAGCUGGAGAAGAUGCUGUGGACAGCUGUUCACGAGAGCGAAGGGUUUGGACUAAAAUAA
Ilyonectria robusta is the source of this 3633-nucleotide messenger RNA. RefSeq lists its product as uncharacterized. Gene Ontology annotation, biological process: protein polyubiquitination. Gene Ontology annotation, molecular function: ubiquitin protein ligase activity. NCBI's taxonomy places the organism in Eukaryota, Fungi, Ascomycota, Sordariomycetes, Hypocreales, Nectriaceae. The transcript has 3 exons. Bases 1 to 3633 code for a protein of 1210 amino acids. The record is from RefSeq and is a predicted model, not a curated record.